AUGGCCGCCCAUCGGAUCAGAGUGACCAACAACAACAUUGCACUGCCGCGCUGCAAGUCAGAGGGGACACUCAUUGACCUCAGCGAUGGACUGUCUGAAUCCAACUGUCUCACAGAUGUCAAAGGUACGCUAUGAGGUUGAUUAUUACAUGUUAAUUAACUGCGUAAAAUACUUUUUGAUUGUGUAAAUAUACAGUCAUCACAUGACUACGAUAAACCUUACGUUGAGAUAUUCUGUCGUAAUAUUGAUUCUCUGAUAAGAUUGCCCUAUUUUUUGAUGUUCUGUUUUUCCAGUGCCUUCUCCUAGUGCCUUAAGACUGGACGCCACUGCCUCCUUUGGCACUGCUAGGGAAGUUGUUGCUAUUAAGGAUUACUGCCCCUCCAGCUUCACCACCCUCAGGUUCUCCAAGGGAGAACAUCUCUUUGUGCUGGACACAUCGGGUGGAGAGUGGUGGUACGCCCACAACAGCACUGAGAUGGGUUACAUCCCCGCGGCAUACGUCCAGCCCAUCAACUACCGGGACUCCUCUUUCAGUGACAGCGGUAUGAUCGACAGCCUAGGAGACUGCUCUGUGGAGGAGGGAGCGAAGGAGCUGGACCUCCUUGGAGAUUGGACCGGGGUGAUCCUGAAACCUACUGCCCCCCAAAACGGGAACCCCUUUGCCCCCCAUCACCAGCCCCUUAGCCGUAGCUCCACUAAUCCUUUCCUCAACGAGGCCCUUCAAGGUUCAUUGGAUCAGAACAGUAAUGAGAACAGUAAGUCAGUGGACCUUCUUCUUUUUGAUAACCUAGCCCCCUCUGUCCCACCAAACUCUACCAGCGUCAACAUCAACGGCUUUGGCAGUGGCAUCUUCGAUCUGAAACCCAUCAGCCCCAGUUUGGGAGUGGGCCAGACGUUACGCAGGGACAACCCAUUCUUCAGGAGCAAGCGAUCCUACAGUCUCUCAGAACUUUCCAUCCUGCAGGCUCAGAAUGACGCCCCGCAGGCAUCCUCAGGUUUCUUUGGAGGCAUGAAAGCCCCUGCACCUGAACAGUUCAAGAGCAGAGAGGAUUUCCGGGCGGCGUGGCUCAAUCACCGCAAGCUAGCCAGGUCCUGCCAUGACCUGGACUCCUUGGGUCAGAACCCAGGCUGGGGACAAACACAGCCAGUGGAGACCAACAUUGUGUGCCAUUUAGACAGUUCUGGAGGGGCCGUCCAGCUUCCAGACACCAGCAUCAGCAUCCACAUCCCGGAGGGCCACGUGGCCCCUGGAGACUCCCAGCAGAUCUCCAUGAAGGCCCUGCUGGACCCACCGCUGGAGCUCAACAACGACCGAACAACAACCGUAAGCCCUGUGGUGGAGAUCAAGCUCGGCAACAUGGAGACCAAAACCACUGUCACCCUUGAGAUGAAGGUGUCUGUUGUGGUGAAGAAGGAGAGCAGACAGACGACAGAGGUCAUAUGUGUGAGGAGUGACUGCAAGGAGGGGCCCUACACACCAAUCCCCCAAGCCUAUAUGUAUGAGGACACCGUCCAGGUCUGUCUGGAUAACCUUGAGCCCUGCAUGUAUGUGUCUGUUGUGGCCCAGGCCCAGUCAGUUGCUCCAGGAACCACUGUUUGGGACAACGUGGUGAAGAAGGUCACCCUGGGUGUCUAUGGGCCCAAACACAUUCACCCAUCCUUUAAGACUGUAGUGGCCAUCUUCGGCCAUGACUGUGCCCCAAAGACAUUACUGGUGAGUGAGGUAGGGAAGCAGGCCCAAGCCACCCCUCCAGUGGCUCUUCAGCUCUGGGGGAAGCACCAGUUUGUCCUGGCAAGGCCCCAGGACCUUCGGGUUGGUGUUUACUCCAACAUGGCCAACUAUGAGGUAAAGGCCAGUGAGCAGGCCAGGGUGGUCAGGGGGUUCCAGGUAAAACUCGGAAAGGUUAGCCGGAUAGUCUAUGUGAUCGCCUCACGCACUGCUGAUGAUGUCUCAGAUUUCACAUUGCGUGUCCAGGUCAAGGAUGACCAAGACUGUAUUCUCGCCCAGUUUUGCGUUCAAACUCCAGCACCUCCACCCAAGACCGGUCCACAAACAUCUGUGCAGAGGCGCUUCCUGAAGAAGAAGGAACUAGGGAAAAUUGUCUUGUCCCCUCUGGCCAUCACUACCAAGUACCCUGUGUUCCACGACCGACGAAUCCGCAACCUGAAGUUUGGCAAGUUGAUCAAAACAGUCAUCCGUCAGACCAAGAACCAAUACUUACUGGAGUACAAAAAGGGGGAUUACAUUGCCCUUCUGAGCGAAGAGAAAAUCAAAUUGAAGGGACAGUUGUGGACUAAGGAAUGGUACAUCUGUUACUAUCAGGGUAGAACAGGGCUUGUCCAUGCAAAAAAUUUUCUGCUGGUGGGGAAAGUAAAACCCAUUUACUUCAGCGGGGCUGAACUAACCACUUCACUCUUACUGGAGCAGGUCCUCAAGCCCUGCAAGUUCCUGACGUACAUCUAUGCCUCCGUGAGGACUAUACUGAUGGAGAACGUAGGAAGCUGGAGGGCGUUUGCCGAUGCCCUGGGUUACGUUAACCUACCGCUGACACACUUUUGCCGUGCAGAGCUGGACAGUGAGCCUGAGAGGGUGGCGUCUGUUCUGGAGAAGCUGAAAGAGGACUGCAACAAUGCAGAGGGCAAGGAGAGGAAGUCCUUCCAGAAGGAACUCAUGACCGUAAGUAAUGACCAAGGGACUUGA
Coregonus sp. 'balchen' is the source of this 2701-nucleotide messenger RNA. The record is from the annotation of a GenBank genome assembly. Lineage: Eukaryota; Metazoa; Chordata; Actinopteri; Salmoniformes; Salmonidae.